AUGAGUUCCGUCAAAAUAGUAGUACUUGGGCCUGCCGCUGUCGGGAAGACUGCUAUAACCAUUCGGUUAGUGAACAGGACUUUCCGGAGUCAAUACGACCCAACAAUAGAAGAUUGUUUUCGUACGACGAGGAGUGUAGAAGGGACAGAAGUGUGUUUAGAAAUUUACAUGACAAUUGGGAAUGGGUUCAUAAUAGUUUACUCAAUAACUAACCACGCAACAUUUUAUGAAUGUGACCAAACUGUUGACCUACUCUUAAAAAUUCGAGGAAAAGACGCUCCUUGGGUAUUAGUAGGUAACAAAGUCGACUUAGAAACGGAGAGACAAGUCACUAAAGAAGAAGCCACUGCUUAUGCUCAGCAAAAGGGGGCUAUAUGCCUCUAUGAAACCUCUGCUAAAAAUAAUAUCAACAUCGAAGAUGCGUUCAUUACAUUAACAAGCAAAUACCUCGCAACACGAAACACUCGUAAGGGAUCCGCCUCAGUUAAGGACAAGAAACAGUGUCUACUCCUGUAA
Messenger RNA from Entamoeba invadens IP1, 516 nucleotides. RefSeq lists its product as hypothetical. The record is from RefSeq and is a predicted model, not a curated record. The transcript has 2 exons. NCBI's taxonomy places the organism in Eukaryota, Evosea, Mastigamoebida, Endamoebidae. Gene Ontology annotation, cellular component: plasma membrane. Gene Ontology annotation, molecular function: GTP binding; GTPase activity; GDP binding. The coding region runs from base 1 to 516 and encodes 171 amino acids. Gene Ontology annotation, biological process: Ras protein signal transduction.